AUGGGAGAAACUCAUACACUGACUCAGGGUGGAUCGCAAGUGCACUGCCCUCCGAGCUCCGAUGUCAAGACCGGCAGCCUUAACGCUCUGCCUGCUGCCUCUCGUCCUCCAUCUCCUGUUGUACCAAGCUGCUACCGGCCAUGUAGCACCACGGGAACCACCACCACCACAGGAAUCACCACCACCCCAACUCCCACUGCCAGUAGCACCACGGGUACCACCACCAUCACAGCGACCACCACCACUCCGACCUCCACUGCCAGUAGCACCACGGGAACCACCACCACCACCACAGGAAGCAGCGCCACCCCGACUCCAACUGCCAGUAGCACCACAGGAACCACCACCACCACCACAGGAAUCCCCACCACCCCAACUCCCACUGCCACGACCACCACCACUCUGACCUCCACUGCCAGUAGCACCCCGGGAACCGGCACCACCACCACCACCACCACCACAGGAAGCAGCGCCACUCCGACUCCCACUGCCAGUAGCACCACAGGAACCACCACAACCACAGGUAGCACCACCACCGUGACUACCACGGCCAGUAGCACCACGGGAACCACCACCGCAACUCCCACGGCCAGUAGCACCCCGGGAACCGGCACCACCACCACCACCACCACCACAGGAAGCAGCGCCACUCCGACUCCCACUGCCAGUAGCACCACAGGAACCACCACAACCACAGGUAGCACCACCACCGUGACUACCACGGCCAGUAGCACCACGGGAACCACCACUCCAACUCCCACGGCCAGUAGCACCACUGGUACCACCACCAUCACAGCGACCACCACCACUCCGACCUCCACUGCCACGACCACCACCACUCCGACCUCCACUGCCAGUAGCACCACGGGAACCACCACCACCACCACAGGAAGCAGCGCCACCCCGACUCCAACUGCCAGUAGCACCACAGGAACCACCACCACCACCACAGGAAUCCCCACCACCCCAACUCCCACUGCCACGACCACCACCACUCUGACCUCCACUGCCAGUAGCACCCCGGGAACCGGCACCACCACCACCACCACCACCACAGGAAGCAGCGCCACUCCGACUCCCACUGCCAGUAGCACCACAGGAACCACCACAACCACAGGUAGCACCACCACCGUGACUACCACGGCCAGUAGCACCACGGGAACCACUGGAAUCACCACCACCCCAACUCCCACGGCCAGUAGCUCCACCGGAACCACCACCACCACAGGAAGCACCACCACCACCACCACCACCACAGGAAGCAGCACCACCCCGACUCCAACUGCCAGAAUCACCACCACCGUGACUCCCACUACCAGUAGCACCACGGGUACCACCACCAUAACAGCGACCACCACCACUCCGACCUCCACUGCCAGUAGCACCACGGGAACCACCACAACCAAAGGAAGCACCACCACCUCGACUACCACUGCUAGAAUCACCACCACCGUGACUCCCACUACCAGUAGCACCACGGGUACCACCACCAUAACAGCGACCACCACCACUCCGACCUCCACUGCCAGUAGCACCACGGGAACCACCACAACCAAAGGAAGCACCACCACCUCGACUACCACUGCUAGUAGCACCACGGGAACCACCACCACUCCAGGGACCUGCUUAAAUGGAGGGACAUGGAACGGGCAGGCCUGUAUUUGCCCCAACGGCUUCCAAGGAGACCAGUGCCAGACCAAGAUCCCAAUCUGCUAUAAUGGCGGCUCCUGGGAUGGGAUCAAGUGUGUGUGUACCAGCCUCUACCAGGGGCCGAAGUGCGAGGAGGUGGUCUCGAGCCUUGAGAUGAACUCUCCGCCGCAGACUGUCUCUGCCCAGAUGGAAAUGACCGUGACCGUGACCAGUAUGGAGUACUCCAAAGAUCUAGAAGACCGGGAUUCUGAAAAAUUCCAGAACUUCAGUGCGAUAUUCACAAAGGAGAUGGACAUAGUUUAUUCCGGAAUCCCUGAGUAUCAAGGGGUCAACAUCACAAAGCUGUCGGCCGGCAGUAUUGUGGUGGAACAUGAAGUCCUCCUGAAGACCAACUUCACCCCAGAAUACAAGGAAGUUUUCUCGAAGGUCACCCAGCAAGUGACGGAAAAAAUCCAGGAAGUAACCACGGAGCAAAUCAGCAAAAAUAAUACCUGCUUAAGUAUACUGUGUUACAACAACACUGCCACCAAGGUGCAAAAUCUUAUAGUUGACUACAACCCUGAAAAGGAAUGCCAGGAGAGGGCUGGGAAAGACUACGCGGCCUACUUCUUCCUGGCAUACAAGGAAGAGAAGCCGUACUGCAUCACCCGCUGCAUGCCCGGCUUCAACAGCUCCCUGGACUGCAACUUCGGGAAGUGCCAGCUGGAGCGCAGUGGCCCUCGGUGCUUCUGCUUGACCACGGACACGCACUGGUACAGUGGGGAAACCUGUGAGUUCAGCACCCAGAAGAGCCUGGUGUACGGGCUCGUGGGGGCAGCCGGCGCCGUCCUGCUCCUCGUCCUCGGUGUUCUCUCCAUAUUCAUGUUCCGUUCCAAGAGGGAGCUGAGAAGGCAAAAGUCUAGAGUGUCCCAGUUGUACAUGUGGCAUGAAGAAGAUGGACGGCCCACACCUGGAACCUUCCGAAACAUUGGCUUUGACAUCAAUGAAGAUCGAGACGACUCCGUGCACUUGGACUCCAUCUACAGUCACUUCCAGGCCUCCCUGGACCACAUAGACUCGGAAACCCAGAUCAGAAUUCAGAGGCCUCAGGUGAUGAUGACAUCAAUUUAAGGCAGCUCCCACAUGGAGCUGUGG
Molecule: messenger RNA, 2784 nt
Organism: Neogale vison (American mink)
Lineage: Eukaryota; Metazoa; Chordata; Mammalia; Carnivora; Mustelidae
Product: mucin-17-like
Exons: 21
Coding region: 1-2760 (919 amino acids)
Source: RefSeq, a predicted model, not a curated record